GUCGUAUGUCUCCCGCAAACGAAGCGAACUUGUGUUUAAGAGAGCGUGACUAACAAAGAAGCUUCAUGGGUCGCCGCAUUGAUUCGGCGGCAGUAGGCCGCAUUCUCGAAUCUGUUCUCCUCUUGCGCUCGGCACGACUGACCGGAAUCCUCAGUCGUGGGGAGUCGCCGCUUUUGCCGCCUCACUCAAGCACUGCCAUAGCAGGCGCGCGUCUGGAGGCGGAAUCGGCGAUACGGUCUGCACGAGAGUACUUGCGUGAUGCUCUCCUUGACGCAGUGGAGAUCGAAGCCUCGUCAUCGGCAGGGUCAUCUCUCGUCGUUGUUGAGGAUCCGCGUUUAGCAAGCAGCAAGAAAGGUGUUAUGCUAACCGAAAAGACGUGGGAGCCGCGUAAAGAGAUUGGAUCCGUGUUGGAAGGCAGGGACCUUCGUCAGAUGGACCUUUCGGGCGCGCGGCUCAGUGCCAGCUUUAAUCGGAGUGACCUGACAGAUGCAGCUCUCGUUGGCAGCUACUUUGCACAUUGCACCUUCAACUCGUGUGUCGUGCACAACGCCGACCUUUCUGGCGGCCAAUUUCACUCGUGCACCUUCAUGUCCACUGACGCAAGUAGGGUCACGGCUCGCCGGGCGCAUUUCUCUCACUGCACCUUUCAUCGCGCCGACCUUUGCGAUUGGGACGCCUGCGGUGCAACUUUUUUCCAAUGCUCAUUUACCAUGUCCGAUCUGUCGCGAUGGCACGUGGACGGGCAGACCACAGUGAUCAAGCCCGUCGACUGGGGGCGUUGCAGGCGUCUAAACUGGACAAUGAAGCCCGGUAGCGGACUGCGAGAGUGCCGUGUUGUUGGCGACGUAAACGCGAUGGGCGCACUCUCUUUAGGACCGCCGCACAGGCCGGGGUGUCGGCCUUGGCGCAGCGGGAAGUAG
Messenger RNA from Leptomonas pyrrhocoris, 920 nucleotides. RefSeq lists its product as hypothetical. Bases 66 to 920 code for a protein of 284 amino acids. Lineage: Eukaryota; Euglenozoa; Kinetoplastea; Trypanosomatida; Trypanosomatidae. The transcript has a single exon. The record is from RefSeq and is a predicted model, not a curated record.